AUGUCGUCCUCUCACACGACACUAGAUGCGGCUGCUGCGGACCGCAAAGCUCGUCUUGCGAAGUUAGCGUCCCUGAAGAGACAGCGAAGCGAGACGGAGAGCGAGCCAGCAGACCAAACAGCCAGCAGCUCGACACCCAAAUACCUGUCCGGACGAAACUACGACUGGGAGACCAAGGGAGCGAAGCUUGGAUUCGAAAAUGACCCUUCUCAAGGCGCAGAGACACUAGAAGACAAGGCGGCUGAGAUCGCUGCAGCAACAGCUCAGGCGGCCCAGGAGAAUGAAGACGCAGAGAAACCCAUUGACCUGUUUAACUUGCAACCGAAGAAGCCUAACUGGGACCUUAAACGAGACCUUGAACAAAAAAUGAAAGUUUUGGACGUCAGGACGGACAACGCAAUAGCCAGGCUUGUGAGACAACGGAUACAGAACUCCCAGGCUGCCGCUGCGGCUCGUGGGAUAGACGGGGAUGGAGAGGCCGCUGGGAUUGACGGUGAAAUGCUUGUACAGGGAAUACAUACGCGCGAACGGGACGAGGCAGAGCAAGGGAACGAAGAGGAUUAG
Messenger RNA from Nannizzia gypsea CBS 118893, 564 nucleotides. RefSeq lists its product as hypothetical. The transcript has a single exon. The record is from RefSeq and is a predicted model, not a curated record. The coding region runs from base 1 to 564 and encodes 187 amino acids. Gene Ontology annotation, cellular component: post-mRNA release spliceosomal complex; U2-type spliceosomal complex. Lineage: Eukaryota; Fungi; Ascomycota; Eurotiomycetes; Onygenales; Arthrodermataceae.